This is a messenger RNA of Culex quinquefasciatus (southern house mosquito), 1680 nucleotides long. Its product is annotated as putative serine protease K12H4.7. The transcript has 4 exons. Gene Ontology annotation, molecular function: dipeptidyl-peptidase activity; serine-type exopeptidase activity. Gene Ontology annotation, biological process: proteolysis. Bases 87 to 1625 code for a protein of 512 amino acids. The record is from RefSeq and is a predicted model, not a curated record. Lineage: Eukaryota; Metazoa; Arthropoda; Insecta; Diptera; Culicidae.
GUAGAUUAGUGCAAGUCGAUUGAAUAGCUGUAGACUUCCUUGGAAGUAGAUCUGGAUUAGUUGAAUCGUCAAAGAGAGCAGAAACCAUGCGACCACUGUUUGUCGCCACCCUGGCCCUGCUUGUGGCAGCGGCCUUCGCCGGCGUCCCGCGGUCCGCUACGUCCAGCCGCAACGUGCCCACCAGCCGUAAGAUCAUGGAGCACAUGAUCACCCGGGGAUUGGUCCAGAACGCACCGAAGCCCACCGCCACCUCACCCAAUCCGGCCAUCGUGAUCGAGAACUUCUUCACGACCCGCAUUGAUCACUUCAACGCGCAGAACACGGACGAGUGGACGCUGCGCUACCUGGCCGUCACCGAUUGGUACCAGCCGGGGGGACCGAUUCUGAUCUGGCUCGGCGGCUACAUGCCCAUCCAGCCGUACAUGGUCGACGAAUCGUCGCUGAUCUACGACAUGGCCCGCGAGAUGCACGGAGCGGUGUAUGCUUUCGAGACUCGAUACUUCGGACAGAGCUGGAUCACCGAGGAUGUGAGCACGGAGAACCUCCGCUUCCUGAACGCCGAUCAGGUCCUGGCUGACCUGGCCGAGUUUGUCGCCUACCUGAAGCGUGACGUUCUGCGUAACGAGUACGCCCACGUGCUGGUGUCCGGAGUAGGCUACGGUGGAUCUCUGGCCACGUGGUUCCGAGUGCGUUACCCACACCUGUCGGAUGCGGCUUGGUCUUCCAGUGGAGUGCACAACGCCCUGGUUGACUUCCAGGAGUUCGCUGAGGAUUGGGGCCAAACGCUGAUCGACUUCGGAAGCCAGGAGUGCUACAACGAGAUCUUCGUGGCGUUCAACGUGAUGCAGAACCUCAUCGAUGCCGGACGGGAGGAUAUCCUGUACGAGAGACUGGACCUGUGCGACGAGAUCGACACCGAAGAUCGUCUGGAAGUGUCGUUCUUCUUCCUGACCAUGAUGAGCUCGGUUGAGUUCAGCACUCUGUCAACUGGAAACUUGACGGCCUUCGCCGACGUGUGCAACGACAUCACCGGAGUCGACAUGCCAACCGCGCUGGACGCCUUCGCCGACUGGUUCAACAACAAGCUGCACGCCGACGAUGACUGUGCCGAGGCGGAUCCGGAAGUGUUCAUCGACUGGCUGCGCGAGGACGACUGGGAGUCUGAGUGGGUCCAGAAGGGCGCCCGUCAGCUGUUCUACCAGGAGUGCACCGAGCUGGGACUGUUCAUGACCACCGAUUCGGACCUGCAGCCGUUCGGCAACCGCGUCGGGCUGGACAUGUGGACGGAUCUGUGCCAGGAGGUGUUUGGUGAAUGGAUCACGUUCGAGUCGAUCUACUACGCGACCCAGCGGUCCAACAACCGCUUUGGAGCGCUGAACCCGCGUGUAAACUUCAUCCACUUUACCAACGGAGCGGAGAAUCCCAUCCGAAGGGUCGCCAUCUUGAACGACCUGAACCCGGAGGCGUUGUCCGAUGUUAUCCCGAACGAGAUGUUCGGUUCCGACACGAGAUACAUCAGCGUGAACGAUUCCGAGGAGCUGCAGGCCGUCAAGCGCCGGCUGAAGGCGCUGCUGAGCUACUACCUGUUCCCGCACGGACCCAGGGAAACUCCAGUUGAGAAUUGACACAGCUUGUGAGAGUUCGUAAAGGUAUGCUUCAAUAAAGCAAAUAAAACCAUUA